Adineta steineri is the source of this 333-nucleotide messenger RNA. NCBI's taxonomy places the organism in Eukaryota, Metazoa, Rotifera, Eurotatoria, Adinetida, Adinetidae. The record is from the annotation of a GenBank genome assembly.
AUGAAUGCUCUUAUUAUACGUAAACAAAAAUAUCGUUCACCACCAGCUCAACCAUUAGAUAGACAUUUAUCGGAAAUUGCUGAAUCUGAUGGAUCAAUUUAUAUCAAUGCAGGAAUUGAUUCAACUUGUUGUAAAAAACGUAGUCGAACAAUACAUAAAUUAACGAAUGGUAUUGUUGUGUCAACAGAUGUAUCACCAACGAAAACAAGAAGUUCAAAUGGUCAUAAUGAUGAUAUAUUACCUAUAAUGUUAAAUAGUAGUACUCAUGAUGAUCGAUGCGAUUCAAUUAAUAAUGGUGGUGGUUGUAUACAUUGUGCAUAUUGUGGUAAAUGA